Messenger RNA from Funneliformis caledonium, 288 nucleotides. The record is from the annotation of a GenBank genome assembly. NCBI's taxonomy places the organism in Eukaryota, Fungi, Glomeromycota, Glomeromycetes, Glomerales, Glomeraceae.
AUGGUUGGUGAAGUUGAUAUUUUGAUAUUGGAUACAAAGUUUCAUAUAUUAAGAAAAUUAAAUGACAAAACACUUAAAAAUAUUUUUGAAAUUAUAAACAACUUUAGUUUUGAUCUCAUUUCAUCAGGAAUUAUGAAGCACCUAGCCGCUUAUUUGUUAUUAGAACUCGCUGGUAAAACACCCAACGAUAAAAGUAUCAAAUCUCUUCUUGAAUCUGUCGGUAUCGAAGCUGAUGAUAAUAAAAUUAAAAAAUUGCUCAAUGAAUUAAAUAACAAAAAUUCCGAAGAG